GAAACCGCUUCACAUUUUAAAGGUAAAAUCAUCUUUGACUAUUUAUUGUACGAAUAUCGCGUUGUUUACAAUGAAGAAGAAAUUGUUGGCACCAGUCUGACCAUUCAUGACAGAAUGAAUAAAGAAUGUUUUACUAUAUACGCAUUUAAAAACAUUCCUGAGUUAAAAAACGCUUAUAGUGUUUCCUUAAUAAAGUUGUCGGCUUUACAAGAACGCGAGUUACCCAUUUCAGAAACAACGAUUAUUGUUCUGCUUGUAUUCCUUUUGGUUUUCUUUAGAGGAUUCAGCGUGUUCAUGCAAAAACGUACUGUCACCGUGGGAUUGAAGAAGAUUGUGACGAUUGUUGUGAUGGGUGAUAUCGGUCGGUCUCCAAGGAUGCAAUAUCAUGCUUUGAGUUUUGCGCAAAAUGGAUGGACUGUAGAUUUUGUAGGAUACGAUGGUGUCAAACCAUUGGAUUCCAUCACGAAUAACCCUUUGAUCAAAAUUCAUCACAUAUCCCAUCUGUGGCGAUUUCCAGAUAAUUUUCCAAAGUGGCUGUUUAUUCUGUGUACUCCAAUCAAAGUGUACUUUCAGAUAUUGUCAUUAUACUGGACUUUAUUUAUGAAGACGAGUGGACCAGAUAUUAUGCUUGUUCAGAAUCCACCUUCAAUACCGACAUUGAUGAUCACGCAAUUUGUUUGUUGGCUACGGCAAACCAACCUGAUAAUUGAUUGGCACAAUUUCGGAUACACCAUCCUCGGACUUCGAUUGGGAAAGGAUAGUCUAAUUGUUAAAUUCGCAAAAUGGUACGAGAAAAUAUAUGGAGGCAGAGCAGGUGCACACUUGACCGUAACUUCGAAAAUGCAUCGUGAAUUGAUGUAUAAUUGGGAGGUUCAAGGACGCAUUGUCACGUUGUAUGAUCGGCCGCCGACAAAUUUCAAAAGGUUAGAAUUAGAGGAAGUUCACGAGUUUCUCACACGGUUUAAUUUGGAAAAAAUUGUUUCGGAGCAAACAAUCAACUCACAUUUUCUUCCGUCAUCGUCAUCGGCAUCAACAUUGCUAACGAGCAAAACUUCACCAACAAAUCCUGCGAAAUACCGUGAUGAUCGUCCCAUAUUGAUAGUUAGCAGCACUAGUUGGACUGCUGAUGAAGAUUUUUCUAUGUUAUUGCAGGCCGCACAAAUAUGUGAUCAAUUUGCGGAGCUGUGUUCUAAACAGGAUUCAAGCAAAAAAUUCCCAAAGUUACUUUUUGUCAUCACCGGCGAAGGACCCCUGAAGAGUAAAUAUGUAGAGGAGAUAAGUAAAAUGUCGAUGAAUCAAGUUAGGAUUGUGACUACUUGGUUACCUGCAGAAGAUUAUCCUUUAUUAUUAGGCUCCGCCGAUCUGGGACUUUGUCUUCAUACAUCUUCCUCGGGAAUGGAUUUACCCAUGAAAGUUGUGGAUAUGUUUGGAUGUGGAAUACCCGUUUGCGCUGUUGAAUUCGACUGCCUCGAUGAAUUAGUCAAACAUGAUAAAAAUGGACUGAUAUUUAAAAACGGUGAACAGUUGGCGCAACAAUUAAUUGAUUUGUUCACGGACUACCCAGCAAACAAGUCAAAGCUUGAAUCAAUGGAAAAACGCGUGGACGAAUAUCGAAAAGAAAAUUGGGAAAAUAACUGGAAUCGCACUAUGCUUCCUUUAUUGAGCACGUUGGUUUGA
Molecule: messenger RNA, 1677 nt
Organism: Acaulospora morrowiae
Lineage: Eukaryota; Fungi; Glomeromycota; Glomeromycetes; Diversisporales; Acaulosporaceae
Source: the annotation of a GenBank genome assembly